Tremella mesenterica DSM 1558 is the source of this 531-nucleotide messenger RNA. RefSeq lists its product as uncharacterized. The transcript is spliced from 5 exons. NCBI's taxonomy places the organism in Eukaryota, Fungi, Basidiomycota, Tremellomycetes, Tremellales, Tremellaceae. The annotation marks the transcript as partial. Gene Ontology annotation, cellular component: endoplasmic reticulum-Golgi intermediate compartment; endoplasmic reticulum; COPII-coated ER to Golgi transport vesicle. Gene Ontology annotation, biological process: protein retention in ER lumen; Golgi organization; endoplasmic reticulum to Golgi vesicle-mediated transport. The record is from RefSeq and is a predicted model, not a curated record.
AUAGAGAUCGAUCCCGGGUUGAAGGAAUGUUUCUUUGAAUCUUUACAACCACAAGAUAAAAUGACGGUAACGUAUGAAGUAGGAGCCAGUUCCGGUAAUCAUCUGGAUAUUGAUUUCUACGUGACUGAACCUUUGGGCGAAACGAUUUACACUUCUUUCAAACAAUCUCAAGGAACGUUUUCAAUUCAAGCUACACAAGCUGGGAGAUAUACUUAUUGUUUCUCUAAUGAAAUGUCAAGUUACGCUAGGAAGAUUUUGUCGUUUAACGUUCACGGUACACUUUACGUUAGUGAUGAAGAACAUAUAGCACCUGUCGAACAAGAAAUAAGAGAUCUUAGUACAGGAUUACAGUUGGUAAAAGAUGAACAAGCUUAUUUCGUUGUUAGAGAAAGAGUUCAUAGAAAUACUGCUGAAUCAACAAAUAGUAGAGUCAAAUGGUGGGCCAUCGUUCAAACUGGUAUAUUGUUCGCAUUGGGAGGAUGGAAUUUACAUUAUCUCAAAAGUUGGUUCGAGGUGAAAAGGGUUUUAUGA